Molecule: messenger RNA, 5310 nt
Organism: Closterium sp. Naga37s-1
Lineage: Eukaryota; Viridiplantae; Streptophyta; Zygnematophyceae; Desmidiales; Closteriaceae
Source: the annotation of a GenBank genome assembly
AUGGAGCAAGGUCGGACCCAAGAUUUGUCAUGCGCCAUGCAAGGGGCCCUGUCAUGCGCCAUGCAAGGGGCCCUGUCAUGCGCCAUGCAAGGGGCCCUGUCAUGCGCCAUGAGGGGGCAAGGGGCCCUGUCAUGCGCCAUGCAAGGGGCCCUGUCAUGCGCCAUGCAAGGGGCCCUGUCAUGCGCCAUGCAAGGGGCCCUGUCAUGCGCCAUGCAAGGGGCCCUGUCAUGCGCCAUGCAAGGGGCCCUGUCAUGCGCCAUGCAAGGGGCCCUGUCAUGCGCCAUGCAAGGGGCCCUGUCAUGCGCCAUGCAAGGGGCCCUGUCAUGCGCCAUGCAAGGGGCCCUGUCAUGCGCCAUGCAAGGGGCCCUGUCAUGCGCCAUGCAAGGGGCCCUGUCAUGCGCCAUGCAAGGGGCCCUGUCAUGCGCCAUGCAAGGGGCCCUGUCAUGCGCCAUGCAAGGGGCCCUGUCAUGCGCCAUGCAAGGGGCCCUGUCAUGCGCCAUGCAAGGGGCCCUGUCAUGCGCCAUGCAAGGGGCCCUGUCAUGCGCCAUGCAAGGGGCCCUGUCAUGCGCCAUGCAAGGGGCCCUGUCAUGCGCCAUGCAAGGGGCCCUGUCAUGCGCCAUGCAAGGGGCCCUGUCAUGCGCCAUGCAAGGGGCCCUGUCAUGCGCCAUGCAAGGGGCCCUGUCAUGCGCCAUGCAAGGGGCCCUGUCAUGCGCCAUGCAAGGGGCCCUGUCAUGCGCCAUGCAAGGGGCCCUGUCAUGCGCCAUGCAAGGGGCCCUGUCAUGCGCCAUGCAAGGGGCCCUGUCAUGCGCCAUGCAAGGGGCCCUGUCAUGCGCCAUGCAAGGGGCCCUGUCAUGCGCCAUGCAAGGGGCCCUGUCAUGCGCCAUGCAAGGGGCCCUGUCAUGCGCCAUGCAAGGGGCCCUGUCAUGCGCCAUGCAAGGGGCCCUGUCAUGCGCCAUGCAAGGGGCCCUGUCAUGCGCCAUGCAAGGGGCCCUGUCAUGCGCCAUGCAAGGGGCCCUGUCAUGCGCCAUGCAAGGGGCCCUGUCAUGCGCCAUGCAAGGGGCCCUGUCAUGCGCCAUGCAAGGGGCCCUGUCAUGCGCCAUGCAAGGGGCCCUGUCAUGCGCCAUGCAAGGGGCCCUGUCAUGCGCCAUGCAAGGGGCCCUGUCAUGCGCCAUGCAAGGGGCCCUGUCAUGCGCCAUGCAAGGGGCCCUGUCAUGCGCCAUGCAAGGGGCCCUGUCAUGCGCCAUGCAAGGGGCCCUGUCAUGCGCCAUGCAAGGGGCCCUGUCAUGCGCCAUGCAAGGGGCCCUGUCAUGCGCCAUGCAAGGGGCCCUGUCAUGCGCCAUGCAAGGGGCCCUGUCAUGCGCCAUGCAAGGGGCCCUGUCAUGCGCCAUGCAAGGGGCCCUGUCAUGCGCCAUGCAAGGGGCCCUGUCAUGCGCCAUGCAAGGGGCCCUGUCAUGCGCCAUGCAAGGGGCCCUGUCAUGCGCCAUGCAAGGGGCCCUGUCAUGCGCCAUGCAAGGGGCCCUGUCAUGCGCCAUGCAAGGGGCCCUGUCAUGCGCCAUGCAAGGGGCCCUGUCAUGCGCCAUGCAAGGGGCCCUGUCAUGCGCCAUGCAAGGGGCCCUGUCAUGCGCCAUGCAAGGGGCCCUGUCAUGCGCCAUGCAAGGGGCCCUGUCAUGCGCCAUGCAAGGGGCCCUGUCAUGCGCCAUGCAAGGGGCCCUGUCAUGCGCCAUGCAAGGGGCCCUGUCAUGCGCCAUGCAAGGGGCCCUGUCAUGCGCCAUGCAAGGGGCCCUGUCAUGCGCCAUGCAAGGGGCCCUGUCAUGCGCCAUGCAAGGGGCCCUGUCAUGCGCCAUGCAAGGGGCCCUGUCAUGCGCCAUGCAAGGGGCCCUGUCAUGCGCCAUGCAAGGGGCCCUGUCAUGCGCCAUGCAAGGGGCCCUGUCAUGCGCCAUGCAAGGGGCCCUGUCAUGCGCCAUGCAAGGGGCCCUGUCAUGCGCCAUGCAAGGGGCCCUGUCAUGCGCCAUGCAAGGGGCCCUGUCAUGCGCCAUGCAAGGGGCCCUGUCAUGCGCCAUGCAAGGGGCCCUGUCAUGCGCCAUGCAAGGGGCCCUGUCAUGCGCCAUGCAAGGGGCCCUGUCAUGCGCCAUGCAAGGGGCCCUGUCAUGCGCCAUGCAAGGGGCCCUGUCAUGCGCCAUGCAAGGGGCCCUGUCAUGCGCCAUGCAAGGGGCCCUGUCAUGCGCCAUGCAAGGGGCCCUGUCAUGCGCCAUGCAAGGGGCCCUGUCAUGCGCCAUGCAAGGGGCCCUGUCAUGCGCCAUGCAAGGGGCCCUGUCAUGCGCCAUGCAAGGGGCCCUGUCAUGCGCCAUGCAAGGGGCCCUGUCAUGCGCCAUGCAAGGGGCCCUGUCAUGCGCCAUGCAAGGGGCCCUGUCAUGCGCCAUGCAAGGGGCCCUGUCAUGCGCCAUGCAAGGGGCCCUGUCAUGCGCCAUGCAAGGGGCCCUGUCAUGCGCCAUGCAAGGGGCCCUGUCAUGCGCCAUGCAAGGGGCCCUGUCAUGCGCCAUGCAAGGGGCCCUGUCAUGCGCCAUGCAAGGGGCCCUGUCAUGCGCCAUGCAAGGGGCCCUGUCAUGCGCCAUGCAAGGGGCCCUGUCAUGCGCCAUGCAAGGGGCCCUGUCAUGCGCCAUGCAAGGGGCCCUGUCAUGCGCCAUGCAAGGGGCCCUGUCAUGCGCCAUGCAAGGGGCCCUGUCAUGCGCCAUGCAAGGGGCCCUGUCAUGCGCCAUGCAAGGGGCCCUGUCAUGCGCCAUGCAAGGGGCCCUGUCAUGCGCCAUGCAAGGGGCCCUGUCAUGCGCCAUGCAAGGGGCCCUGUCAUGCGCCAUGCAAGGGGCCCUGUCAUGCGCCAUGCAAGGGGCCCUGUCAUGCGCCAUGCAAGGGGCCCUGUCAUGCGCCAUGCAAGGGGCCCUGUCAUGCGCCAUGCAAGGGGCCCUGUCAUGCGCCAUGCAAGGGGCCCUGUCAUGCGCCAUGCAAGGGGCCCUGUCAUGCGCCAUGCAAGGGGCCCUGUCAUGCGCCAUGCAAGGGGCCCUGUCAUGCGCCAUGCAAGGGGCCCUGUCAUGCGCCAUGCAAGGGGCCCUGUCAUGCGCCAUGCAAGGGGCCCUGUCAUGCGCCAUGCAAGGGGCCCUGUCAUGCGCCAUGCAAGGGGCCCUGUCAUGCGCCAUGCAAGGGGCCCUGUCAUGCGCCAUGCAAGGGGCCCUGUCAUGCGCCAUGCAAGGGGCCCUGUCAUGCGCCAUGCAAGGGGCCCUGUCAUGCGCCAUGCAAGGGGCCCUGUCAUGCGCCAUGCAAGGGGCCCUGUCAUGCGCCAUGCAAGGGGCCCUGUCAUGCGCCAUGCAAGGGGCCCUGUCAUGCGCCAUGCAAGGGGCCCUGUCAUGCGCCAUGCAAGGGGCCCUGUCAUGCGCCAUGCAAGGGGCCCUGUCAUGCGCCAUGCAAGGGGCCCUGUCAUGCGCCAUGCAAGGGGCCCUGUCAUGCGCCAUGCAAGGGGCCCUGUCAUGCGCCAUGCAAGGGGCCCUGUCAUGCGCCAUGCAAGGGGCCCUGUCAUGCGCCAUGCAAGGGGCCCUGUCAUGCGCCAUGCAAGGGGCCCUGUCAUGCGCCAUGCAAGGGGCCCUGUCAUGCGCCAUGCAAGGGGCCCUGUCAUGCGCCAUGCAAGGGGCCCUGUCAUGCGCCAUGCAAGGGGCCCUGUCAUGCGCCAUGCAAGGGGCCCUGUCAUGCGCCAUGCAAGGGGCCCUGUCAUGCGCCAUGCAAGGGGCCCUGUCAUGCGCCAUGCAAGGGGCCCUGUCAUGCGCCAUGCAAGGGGCCCUGUCAUGCGCCAUGCAAGGGGCCCUGUCAUGCGCCAUGCAAGGGGCCCUGUCAUGCGCCAUGCAAGGGGCCCUGUCAUGCGCCAUGCAAGGGGCCCUGUCAUGCGCCAUGCAAGGGGCCCUGUCAUGCGCCAUGCAAGGGGCCCUGUCAUGCGCCAUGCAAGGGGCCCUGUCAUGCGCCAUGCAAGGGGCCCUGUCAUGCGCCAUGCAAGGGGCCCUGUCAUGCGCCAUGCAAGGGGCCCUGUCAUGCGCCAUGCAAGGGGCCCUGUCAUGCGCCAUGCAAGGGGCCCUGUCAUGCGCCAUGCAAGGGGCCCUGUCAUGCGCCAUGCAAGGGGCCCUGUCAUGCGCCAUGCAAGGGGCCCUGUCAUGCGCCAUGCAAGGGGCCCUGUCAUGCGCCAUGCAAGGGGCCCUGUCAUGCGCCAUGCAAGGGGCCCUGUCAUGCGCCAUGCAAGGGGCCCUGUCAUGCGCCAUGCAAGGGGCCCUGUCAUGCGCCAUGCAAGGGGCCCUGUCAUGCGCCAUGCAAGGGGCCCUGUCAUGCGCCAUGCAAGGGGCCCUGUCAUGCGCCAUGCAAGGGGCCCUGUCAUGCGCCAUGCAAGGGGCCCUGUCAUGCGCCAUGCAAGGGGCCCUGUCAUGCGCCAUGCAAGGGGCCCUGUCAUGCGCCAUGCAAGGGGCCCUGUCAUGCGCCAUGCAAGGGGCCCUGUCAUGCGCCAUGGUAGGAAUCCUGCUUGGGACGGUGAGAAGCGGAUGCAGGGGAAUGGGGUUCCAAUGGGGGCUAGGCCUGCCUAUACUCAACAAUGCCCUGACAGCCUCACAGCCUCGCCUCCUCUGUAAUCACACCCUCACCUGUCCUAUAAUCACAACCCUCGCUUUCUCCAUAGGGCACCGAUUCAGCGCCUCGAACACCGAAGCAGCAGGAGGAAACACGCGCUCCUUCCGCGAAACUUCCUCGUCCAGAAACGCCUGGAGCCGCCGCAUGUACGGCUCGUCGAACUCCCGUCCAAGCGCUGCGGCCCAGGACGGCUCGCGCAGCAGCGAACUUAGCGGCGGGAACUUCCCCGCUUGCGCGCCAGCCGCCGCAUCCGCGGGCGGCGUCGGCGGAGUGAGCGGGACGCCGUUGCGGUUUCCCCCGCUUGCGCUUGCGCUGGCUACCAGGGAGGGAGCCUGCGCGGGGGUGACGCUCUUGGCGGCGAAGCCAGGCGGAGAUUUGGCGCGCGGAGACCUAGGCGGGGAAGACUGGGCGGGGUUUAUCCGGGGAAGGCUGUCGCUGUCGCUGUUAGGAUUCGCGUCCGAGGAAGGGGAGGGAGCGGGGUUGUUUCCCCGUGGCGGGGACGUCCCGUUCGCGCGCAUUCGCUUGGGCGCGGAAAAGAACGCAGCGAGCGUGGCUUGGCGGGGCUUGCGCGCAGCCAUUGCGGGGAAGAGGGAGGCGGAAGAGGUGAAGGGGACCGCGAAGCGCGGGGCGGUGAGAGUGCUGACUUUACCGCGCAGAUGA